CUGGAGCUGGGGCGCUACCUCUGCGGGCCUCAGUUACCAUGGCUGCCCUUUUCUAACUUCUGGACAUUGGUUUAAAAUGGCCUUGCUGAGGCGUGUAUCUGGAAGAUAGAAAGGUGUGGAUCAUCCAAACUCCUGAGAAAUCUGGCAGGUAGUAGUAUGAAUAUGAUCUGCCACGGCCCCCAAAGAUACCAGGCAGGAAGCAAGGGGUGCCACUGAAGCUAACAAUGAAGAGAAUUUAAUGUGGAUGGACAGAACAGCUUCUGUGUGUUCCUUCCAACUCAGCUGUUUCUGAUGCCUGGAAGCUAUUCUUUCAGCCACAAAGAUGGUAAUAAAUCUUUGCCUCCCACAGUUCAGACCAAGAAUUCACUGCAAUAAGGUGUCAGCUGAUGGUUAUGAAGUAGAAAACCUCAUCUCUGAAGACCUCAUAAAGAGAAGCCAUGGCUUUAGGACAGAGUAUUUCAUUAGACCACCAGUCUAUGUGACAGUUUCCUUUCCCUUUAAUGUGGAAAUCUGUAGGAUUAACAUAGAUCUCACAGCUGGGGGAUGUCAGAAUGUCACUGGCCUGGAAUUAUACACAUCUGCCUUAUCUAGCAGAGCCUCUCGGGAUUCACAUGAGUGCUGGACUACAGACCCGAUGGAGCUAUCUGUCCCAGACAAGGAGGCAUUCACCUUGGUAGGCAAAGUCUUACUGAAAAACCAGAACCACGUGGUGUUCAGCCACAGGGGCUUCAAGGCCAGGCCACCUUUUAGCCCAAUGGAAGUCACACUCCUCUCUCCUGCUGUUGUAGCCCAGGAACUAUGGAAUAAAGGGGCUCUUUCCCUUAGCCACGUGGCCCACCUCAAGAUCGGAAUCACCCAUGUGACAGGCAGUGGCGUCUCUUGCAUAAAGCGUUUAGAGGUGUGGGGUCAGCCAGCCAAGACCUGCUCUCAGGAGGUGAUAAAUAGUGUCUUGUUGAUAGCAUCAGAAAGCAUGCCUAAGGACUUGGGUCUGCACACUCCGGUCUUGCCCAUGGAGAGUGACUGUGACCCUGAGGGUCAAUCUGAGGGCCAGCAGGCUCCCUGUGUCUUACAGGAGAUGUCUGAGAUGGUUAAUGAUGUGCCAGAGGAGUUCCUAGAUCCUAUCACCCUGGAGAUCAUGCCAUGUCCCAUGCUGCUUCCCUCAGGAAAGGUCAUUGACCAGAGCACUUUGGAGAAGUGUAACCUCAGUGAAGCUACUUGGGGCCGAGUGCCCAGUGACCCUUUCACAGGAUUAGCCUUUACCCCACAGUCCCAGCCCCUACCUCAUCCUUCCCUGAAGGCCCGGAUCGACCGUUUCCUCCUCCAGCAUUCUGUUUCUGGCUGCCACCUGCUUGGGAGAGCACAAACUACAUCAGCAAUGACCCCUUCUAUCAUUACCCUGCCCUCAAGGAAAAGGAAGCCGGAGCAGGCUGAACACAGCUCAGACUACAGCCUUGGCAUGGAUGCUUCUUCCUCUGCUCCCAGCCCUCUGCUCUCACCCACUACCUCAGAGCCUACUGCCAAGAAGAUGAAAGUCCCCAGUGAGCCCGCCCUGACAGAUAUGGACUGUUCAGCAGCAGGUCCAGUGUCCCAUGAGCAGAAGCUGUCGCAAAGUUUAGAAAUUGCCUUGACUUCUACCCUUGGCUCCAUGCCUUGCUUCACUGCCCGGCUCUCUAGGGGGCAGCUCCAGCAGCUGGGCACGAGAGGGAGCGCUGCUGCCAGGAGACCAGCCGCCAGCUAUGAGCAUCCCAGGAGUGUUUGUGGUCCAGAGUGUGCCUCCUGCAAAAGAGCGUUUUCUUCCUACUCCACCAAGGAGCCUGUGUACCAGCUGCCCUGUGGCCACCUUCUGUGCCGACCCUGUCUGAAUGUGAAGCAACGUUCCCAGCCCAUGAUGUGCGCAGCCUGCCAGCAGCCAGUCACCAGCCAGGAUGUGUUUCGGGUCCACUUUUGAGUAACGCGAGCCUCAACCGGAGAAGCCCCAUUUUGGGGGAGACCUGCAGGUGGAGGAAGCAAGAAUAGAACCCCAGUGCCCCUGUUCUCUCUUGGGUUUUAGCACCUCGUGGUGUGUUAUGGAGCUGGGCAGGACCCCCCACUCCUGCUUAGGCAACAACAGGAUAAUAAAGCCAUAGGCUGGCUAGGGAAGACAUCUCUAUUCCCCCUGGCCUGCCUUGCCACUCUCCAACCAGAGCCAGCUAGAGUGUUCAGAAGCACUCCCCCUGAUGCCCCAUUUUACCUGCACACAACCUUUUGUUUUAUUUCGUUUUGUUCUGAUUUUUUGAGACAGGGUUUCUGUGUAUAACAGUCCUGACUGUCCUGGAACUCACUCUGUAUACCAGACUGGCCUCGAACUCAGAGAUCCGUCUGCCUCUUCCUCCUGAGUACUAAGAUUAAAGGUGUGUGCCACCACCACCUGGCUGCACACAACCUUCUAAUGGAGCUUUGUGGGUGGUGUUCAGUAGACUGUGACUUAGGACCUCACACAGCCUUCUCUGCCUCAGGGUCACUCCGAAGUAGACCAUUGUAGGGGUUGUUAAGCACAUGACUUAGCCAUGUGUACUCCCAACCCUGCAGACACUUGGAGCCUUAAUACAAUGACAGUUGACAUUCACUGAGGCUUCCUCCUGGCACACAGGCCAGCACAGCCAUGUGCAGUGGCUGCCACCUGUCAGGCAGUGAUUUCGAUCUGUCCAGCAUGGGUGUGUCAGUGCUAGUAGCUUCUAUCAGGCCAGGUGCCAGAGUCUCUCUGGUUGCUCCUGGUGCCACUCUCUGAAGGAGGAGAUUCCUGUUCUGUAUGUAGCCCGCUGCAGGAGAAUAUUUGUGUAUAGGCAACAUUUUUAACCAGUUCUGUAUAUGUAUAUGGGCACAUGUGUGCCAUUGUGUACCUGUGGAAGUCAGAGUACAGCUUCCAGGAGUUGGCUCACUCCUUCCAACUGUAUGGUUCCAGAACUGAAAUUCAGGUCAUUAGCGUGUGGCAGCCUCCUCUAAUCUCUGAACCACCUCACUGGCUCCUUAGGCUACAUUUUUUUUUCCAUUCAAAAUUAAACUUUAUGGAGUCCCAAAGAAAACAAGGAUUCUGUGCAGCUCUGUUCACUGUCAAGAGCUUCUAGACAUAAGAAGAAUAUCUGUGCAGAUGACCACACUGUCCCAGUCCCUUCCAGGCAUGCUCUGCCUUGUCUUUAAGAUAAAUUACAGUCCCUUGAACCACAUGUUUUUCCAUCCUUCAGGUCGCCCAGGGCUCCGUCCUGAGGCUUAGGGAAUCUGCUUUGAGAGUUCCCAGGGGAUGUGUCCACAGCGGUGGCCAGUAGGGGAAUGUCACCUCCUUUCUCCUGCACACCAGAGCCAGCUCUGCUGCAGCCGUCAUGGGAGACACCAGGGUCUGCAUGGCCAGGCCACCUGUACUGUCUGGGGGCUCCGCACAUCCCCCUCUGCCUGAGUUUCCCUGCUGUGUUCUGUUCUUAGCCCAUGCGAGUACAGAGUACCUUCCCACAACCUGUCAUGGUCUCCAGAGUAACCCACUUCCCUCUCGGCCUUUACAGCUCACUGUGAGUGCUGGGAGCUCUCUUUGCCCCCAAGCUGCUACUCCUCUGCCACAGUUCCACCAGAGGUCCUUGUCCUGUUCUGCUGGAAAACUAGGUCUGGGAGCCCCUGGGGUGGGCAGGACUUACCCUGAGUCCAGUGGGGAGCCACCCCCACCCCUUUAAUGUGAUUAAGCAUUUCUCUUCAAGAUCUGACCCCCACCCCCAGGAAGUGUUCUUUUUCUCCACCCUUGCCAGCACCACAGAGCUGUUUUUCUUCCCUAGAAUACAAGAAUGAAAACCUGGGGUAGUACAAGCUUGUAAACCCAAACAUCAGGAAGACUGCCAUGAGUUCAAGGCCAGCUUGGGCUACAUAGCAAACACUUAUCUCAAAGACACCAAAAUAAAAAGAAAUAUGUUA
Peromyscus californicus insignis is the source of this 3933-nucleotide messenger RNA. It is a transcript of the gene Ubox5, whose product is annotated as U-box domain containing 5. The transcript has 7 exons. The record is from RefSeq and is a predicted model, not a curated record. Lineage: Eukaryota; Metazoa; Chordata; Mammalia; Rodentia; Cricetidae. Gene Ontology annotation, molecular function: ubiquitin-ubiquitin ligase activity; ubiquitin protein ligase binding. Gene Ontology annotation, biological process: protein polyubiquitination. Gene Ontology annotation, cellular component: nucleus. Bases 323 to 1948 code for a protein of 541 amino acids.